ACUAGCUUGGUAUGACAUUAAAAAAUACAAAUGUACCAAUACAAUUGUUCGUAAUCAUAAAAAAUGUAUUUUAACACAAUCACACGUAGAAAAAAUAUUGCUCAAUUGUGGUAUUUACUUGAAAGAAUUGAUUCUUUCAGAAGUUUGUGAUUCAAGUAUCAUGCCAGUAAUUGUUGAAUAUUGCAAAAAUUUAACAACACUUGAAUUUGAAAUUGACGUAAAUAAAAAUGAUUGUUAUACUGAUCGCUCUGUUGAAGCAUUCACACAGUUAAAGCAAUUGAAAGUCGUUAAAAUACAUAUACAUGAAUCUAGAGAUAAAUUUCAAUUUAAAAUACUGAAUAGUCUUCCAAAAGAUAUAAAUGAAAUUCAUUUAUUUAUUAGACCCUUUGAACAGGCAGAAGCAUGGUUUAUGAACCGAAUUUUCCCUUGUGGUGAUUCACCAUCACUUUUCUCUUUGAGAAAAUUUACCAAUCUUCGAAGUUUGACAAUACGUUCUUACAAUAUCACCGAGAUUAUUCGAGAAAUAUCAAAAAAAACAACACUUGUUUAUCUCGAUCUCCAAAAAUGUACGACUAACCAAGCGAAUUUUACAUUCAAUCAACUUAUAAACUUGGAACAUCUCAACGUGAGGGACGUAUCCUUCACUUGGUCUAACCCAAAUCUACUCAGUGGUAUUUUUAAUACAUGCAAAAAUCUAAAACAUCUUGAUGCACCAGAUUUUCAUGUUGAUCUAGCUAAAAUUAAAAUGGAAAACUGGGUAAACUUGAGAAACUUGGUAUAUCUAAAUAUUCGCUGGCAAGCUAGUGAUGCAAUAAUCAAAAAAAUCAUCAAGUAUUGCAAUAAUUUAGAAUUCAUAAAUACCGAUACAUUGAAUAGUGAAUCUAUUAUAAAAUUGACACAAUUAGAAAACCUCAAUUAUUUAAAAUUUGAGAAGACAAAUAAUAUCAAUAAUGAAGUAAUGGUUGCAAUUUUAAAUAAUUGUAAAAAACUUAAACAUCUGGUAAUUCAUGGAGAUGAUAGAGUGGAGGCAUCAAUUUUUGAUGAUUUAUUAAAAUUGAAAUAUAUUGAAAGUUUAAAUUUGGCAUGUAAUUUAAAUAUUGGACCGAGUUCGAUCACUUCAACUGCUUAUGUUGCUUUAACGAGCUUGAAAAAUUUGAAAAAACUAAAUCUUGAAUGGAACUCUAAUGUUGAAGACAAUUUUAUUGUCAAAUUAAGAGGAAUAAAAAGUUUAAAUUGUUCUGGAUGCAGAAAACUUACCGAUGCUGGUGUCAUUCAAUUUAUAAAAAAUAAUCCAGAUCUUGAAUUUCUUGAUAUCAGCUAUAUCCCAAAAGUUACAAUUGACACAAUCAUUGCUGCAGAAGUGGCAGUUAAAAAUCGUACAAAUGAUACUUUUUUGGCUAUAAAAACUCGUGAUCCAGUUCUGAAAGAAGCUUGCAUUAAAUCUCAAUGGUUAACUUGUGAUUAGAAUGGAAUUGGAGUAUUUUUUUUUCCUCAGCAGUAUUUACCCAUAAGUCAGGAUGACUACAAAGAGGAUACUUUUUGAGAAAGACCAACAAGUCUCUGCAGAUGAUGUUGACGAGAAAAUGGAUCUCAUCAACUCUCUUGAUAAUGAUUCAUUAGCACAAAUAUUCAUGCUGCUGCCAAUAUCUGACAGAAUAACUGUAGAUCAAGUUUGUUCUAAAUGGAAAGAGGCCUGUCAACUAGCUUGGCAUGACAUUAAAAAAUACAAAUGUAGCGAUGCAAUUGUUCGUAGUUAUGAAAAAUGUAUUUUAACACAAUCAUAUGUGGAAAAAAUAUUAUUUAAUUGUGGUAUUUACUUAAAAGAAUUAAUUCUUUCAAAAGUUUGUAACUCAAGUAUCAUGCCAAUAAUUGCUGAAUACUGCAAAAAUUUAACAACACUUGAAUUUGAAAUUGACGUAAAUAAAGAUGAUUGUUAUAGUGAUCGCUUUGUUGAAGCAUGCACACAGUUGAAGCAAUUGAAAGUCGUUAAAAUACAUGUAACUGGAGAUAAAUUUCAAUGUCAAAUGCUGAAUAGUCUUCCAAACGAUAUAAAUGAAAUUCAUUUAUUUUUUCCUCAUGAAUCGGCAGAAGUAAUAAGUAUGAACCAAGGCGUAUGUAUGUUCGUUUGUUGUUCAACUUAUUAUGUAUCGCAAUCACUUAUUAUCUCUUUAAACAAAUUUACCAAUCUUCGAAAGUUGACAAUACAUUCUUCCAUUAUCAGCAAUAUUAUUCAAGAAAUAUCAAAAAAAACAACACUUGUUUAUCUCGAUCUCCAAGAGUGUACGACUAUUAAUAAGAUUUUUACAUUCAAUCAACUUUCAAACUUGGAACAUCUCAACAUUAAAGACGUGUCUUUCAUGGAUAGUCAUUUGGAAAUUAUUCCAGAUCUACUCAGUGGUAUUUUCAAUGAAUGCAAAAAGCUAAAACAUCUUGAUGCACCAGGUUUUGAUGUUGAUCUGGCUGAAAUUAAAAUGGAAAACUGGGUAAACUUGAAAAACUUGGUAUAUCUAAAUAUUCGCUGGAAAGCUAGUGAUGCAAUAAUCAACAAUAUCAUCAAGUAUUGCAAUAAUUUAGAAUUCAUAAAUAUUGAUAAAUUAAAUAGUGAAUCUACUAUAAAAUUAACAAAAUUAGAAAAUCUUAAUUAUUUAAAAUUUGGGUUUACAAAUCUUAUCAAUGAAGAAGUAAUGGUUGCAAUUUUAAAUAAUUGUAAAAAACUUAAACAUCUGGUAAUUUAUGGGUCUAAUACAGUGGAGGCAUCAAUUUUUGAUGAUAUAUCAAAAUUGCAAUAUAUUGAAAAUUUAAAUUUGGUAUUCUGUUGCAACCUUGGAGAUGGUGCUAUUGUUGCUAUUGCUGAAAAUUGUAGGCUAUUGAAAUGUUUGAAUAUUAAAAAUUGUUCCAUCACUUCAACUGGUUAUAUUGCUUUAACGAGUUUAAAAAAUUUGAAAGAACUUAAUGUUGGAAUAAACGAUAAUGUUGAAGACAAUUUUAUUGACAAAUUAAGGGGAAUAAAAAGUUUAAAUUGUUCUAAUUGCAACAAACUUACUGAUGCUGGUGUCAUUCAAUUUAUAAAAAAUAAUCCAGAUCUUGAAUUUCUUGAUAUCAGCAACACAAAUGUUACAAUCAACACAAUUAUUGCUGCAGAAGUGGCAGUUAAAAAUCGUAUAAAUGAUACUUUUUUAGCUAUAAAAACUAGUGAUUUAGAUCUUAAAAAAGCCUGCAUUGAAUCUCAAUGGUUAAUUUAUCGUUAGAAUGGAACAAAAUGAAAUUCGAGUAUUUUUUUCCUCAUCUUGUAUUUUUUCUACAAUUCUA
Aphidius gifuensis is the source of this 3309-nucleotide messenger RNA. RefSeq names its product F-box/LRR-repeat protein fbxl-1-like. Lineage: Eukaryota; Metazoa; Arthropoda; Insecta; Hymenoptera; Braconidae. Gene Ontology annotation, cellular component: SCF ubiquitin ligase complex. The record is from RefSeq and is a predicted model, not a curated record. Bases 1518 to 3248 code for a protein of 576 amino acids. The transcript is spliced from 7 exons. Gene Ontology annotation, biological process: SCF-dependent proteasomal ubiquitin-dependent protein catabolic process. Gene Ontology annotation, molecular function: protein binding.